CCCGCCCGGCCCCGGGGAGGGAUGCCGCGGCGCGGCGCCCAGGAUGCCCCGCAGCCCCGGGACGCGCCUCAAACCCGCCAAGUACAUCCCGGUGGCCACGGCCGCCGCGCUGCUGGUGGGCUCCAGCACCCUCUUCUUCGUGUUCACGUGCCCGUGGUUGACAAGAGCUGUGUCCCCAGCUGUUCCUGUCUACAAUGGCAUCAUUUUCCUCUUUGUCCUGGCCAAUUUCAGCAUGGCCACCUUUAUGGACCCUGGUGUCUUCCCCAGAGCGGACGAGGACGAAGACAAGGAGGACGACUUCCGGGCCCCGCUGUACAAGAACGUAGAUGUACGGGGCAUCCAGGUCCGCAUGAAGUGGUGUGCCACAUGCCACUUCUACCGCCCACCACGCUGCUCGCACUGCAGCGUCUGCGACAACUGCGUAGAGGACUUUGACCACCACUGCCCCUGGGUCAACAACUGCAUUGGACGCCGCAACUACCGCUAUUUCUUCCUGUUCCUGCUGUCGCUCAGUGCACAUAUGGUGGGCGUUGUAGCCUUUGGCCUGGUCUAUGUGCUGAACCAUGCUGAGGGUCUGGGAGCUGCCCACACCACCAUCACCAUGGCCGUCAUGUGUGUGGCUGGCCUCUUCUUCAUUCCUGUCAUCGGCCUCACGGGUUUCCACGUGGUGCUGGUCACUCGGGGGCGCACCACCAACGAGCAGGUGACUGGGAAGUUCCGUGGGGGCGUGAACCCCUUCACCCGAGGCUGCUAUGGGAACGUGGAGCAUGUUCUGUGCAGCCCGCUGGCACCCCGGUAUGUGGUGGAGCCACCCCGGCUGGCACUCUCUGUGAGCCUGAAGCCACCCUUCCUUCGGCCUGAGCUCCUGGAGCACGCUGCGCCACUCAAGGUCAAGCUUAGCGACAACGGGCUGAAGGCAGGCCUUGGCCGCAGCAAGUCCAAAGGCAGCCUGGAUAGGCUGGAUGAGAAGCCGCUGGACCUGGGGCCUCCACUGCCUCCAAAGAUGGAGGCCAGCAGCUUUGGAAGUGACCUGAAGACCCCGCGACCUGGCAGUGCUGAGAGUUCUCUGUCAGUACAGCGGACCAGCCCUCCGACACCUGCCAUGUACAAAUUCCGGCCAGCCUUCCCCACGGGUCCAAAGGCACCCUUUUGUGGGCCUAGCGAGCAGGUCCCCGUGUCAGGUCCUGACUCCUUGACCCUGGCAGAUGACAGCACCCACAGCCUAGACUUUGUGUCUGAGCCCAGCUUGGACCUCCCUGACCAUGGCCCGGGUAGCCUGCACUCGGCCUACCCGCCAUCCCCGCCGCUCAGUGCCACCGAUGCCUUCUCGGGUGCUUUGCGCUCCCUGAGCCUCAAGGCUGCCAGCCGGCGAGGUGGGGACCACGUGGCCCUGCAGCCCCUGCGGUCUGAGGGUGGGCCCCCCACUCCCCAUCGCAGCCUCUUUGCCCCUCAUGCUCUACCCAAUCGAAAUGGCAGCUUGUCCUAUGACAGCCUGCUUAACCCUGGCUCACCCAGCAGCCACGCGUGUCCAGCGCACCCCUCAGUUGGUGUAGCCAGCUACCGCUCGCCCUACUUGCACCCUGGGGUAGGGGGUGAUCCACCACGGCCCCCACCCCGCAGCUUCAGUCCUGUGUUGGGCCCCCGGCCUCGGGAGCCCUCGCCUGUGCGCUAUGACAACCUGUCUCGGACCAUCAUGGCCUCCAUCCAGGAGCGCAAGGACAGGGAAGAGCGAGAGCGGCUGCUGCGCUCCCAGGCUGACUCGCUCUUCGGUGACUCGGGCGUCUAUGACGCACCCAGCUCCUACAGCCUGCAGCAGGCCAGCAUGCUGUCUGAGGGCAGCCGAGGCCCCAUGCUGCGCUACGGCUCCAGAGAUGACCUCGUGGCUGGGCCUGGCUUUGGUGGUGCCCGCAACCCUGCCUUGCAGACAUCUCUAUCUUCACUGAGCAGCUCCGUGAGCCGGGCACCACGGACAUCCUCCUCCUCCCUGCAGACAGACCAAGCCAGCAGCAGUGCCCCAGGGCCCCGGCCGGGCAGUGGCUCACACAGGUCACCUGCUCGCCAAGGCCUGCCCUCUCCACCUGGCACUCCCCACUCACCCUCCUACGUGGGCCCCAAAGCUGUCGCCUUCAUCCACACGGACCUCCCAGAACGGCCGCCCUCGCUGGCUGUACAGAGGGGGCGAAUAGGCACCUGUAGCCGCGCAUGGGGGCGGCGUGGCCAGCCCAGGGGGACCCCCAGCCUGCACCUGUGCCACCUUGGCCUCCCUGAGGACCGCCCGCCGCUGCGGGGCCCCUGGAGCCCAGCCUCUGGGGCAACCCCCCGCGGGACCAUGUGCCGCCUGCACUCAGCCGCAUCCAGUCUUUUCCCCAGCCUCUCGGGGCCCUAGCCAGUUGCCAAGUGGGCAGCUCUGAGGCCCUGGAUAGCCCAACUGGGGACCCAGGGAGCCAGGCUGCCGUGGACCCUGGGGCACAUUGGGUGUGGGCAGGGGGUCCCCUUUCCACCAGCCAUGUUCUGAUCGACUCCAGCCUGCCAGGGCCCGUGACCCUGUGUCCAGGUGACCUCAGGAAGUCCCCCACCUGCUGCAGGGGGUGGAAACCCCACUGGGACCAGCACGACCUUCACCCCAGCUUCCCUGCCCCACCAAGCACUUUAGAUUAAACCAUUCCUCUCGGGACCCCGGCCGCUGCGGGUUGGGCUGGGGUGGGGGUCUCAGGCUGCUCCUGCCGUCACUGCACUCUCCCUACCCUACUCCCUCACAGGAACAGAUGCCUUAACCUGGAGCCACCAGCCUUGUGGGCCAUGGGCCUCAGCUCGUCUGGCUGGGCCCCUUCCUUGCCCCACCCAUGGGUUCCCGUCCACAGCUCUUCUCUGGCCCCGCUUGGGCUGUCUGUAUCCAGGGAUGAUGCCCCUGGGAGGUUGAGGGCUGAGGGCCACAGCCCUGCAGGAUCCCAGCCUGCUAGGCCUAAAGGCCCCCCCAGGGCAGAGCAGGAUGGAGCUCUGCCAGCCCUCUUCCUGCUUAGGGCCCUGUCCCAGGACCUACCCUGGGCAAUAGAUGUCUCCCAUUUGGGGACAAGAGAGCCACAAAGCUAUUCUCUAUUGUUCUGAGGUAUCCCCUCUGCCAAUUGAAUUCCCCAAAAUAAAAAAAUUUUGGUGUUUACCUCCA
Molecule: messenger RNA, 3163 nt
Organism: Chinchilla lanigera (long-tailed chinchilla)
Lineage: Eukaryota; Metazoa; Chordata; Mammalia; Rodentia; Chinchillidae
Gene: Zdhhc8
Product: zinc finger, DHHC-type containing 8
Biological process (GO): protein palmitoylation
Molecular function (GO): palmitoyltransferase activity
Source: RefSeq, a predicted model, not a curated record